UGUGAUCUCAACUUUCAGUUGGUCGCUGUGGCGCUCAUCAUCAUACACCAUGGUUACAACCGUCGGACCAAAGAGAACGAUGUGGCUCUGCUGAAGCUGCAGGAACCUCUGAUCAUCACCACGUCUGUCAGACCCAUCAACAUCUGGACAAGUCCUCUGCCGCUGUUUAAGCGCUGCACCAUCACCGGCUGGGGCGCCACCCGAGAGAACGGACCUCGAGUCCACAGACUGCAAGAGGUGAAUGUCACCGUGCUGCCCCCCGAUGUCUGUAACCAGUACUACAGUGGCAGGAUCAGGUCCUCCAUGUUCUGUGCUGGGAGGGACAGAGGAGGAGUGGACGCCUGUCAGGGCGACUCUGGCGGUCCUCUGUCCUGCUUCACUGGCAGUAAGUACAAGUUGGCGGGUCUGAUAAGUUGGGGCGUUGGUUGUGGACGAGCGAGACGACCGGGAGUCUACACCAAACUGCAACAACACACCCAGUGGCUGUAUGACAACAUGAGUAUGUUCACAGACGAUCCAACACCUGAGUUUCCACCUGAAACAUGGCCUUCGUUAUUUAUGUUUGUCAUGAUGUCAUGUGACCUGGCGACAGACGACAGGUGCGGGAGGCUGCAGAGCUCCAGCUGUGGUCGUUCUCCGGGCAUCGCCGGUCUCUUGAUGUCACAAGACGGUGAUGUGUCUGUGGAGAACGUGACGGAGUCCUGUCCCUUUUUCUGGCCCUGGCAGGUCAGCCUUCAGUCCAACGGACGCCACUACUGCAGCGGUGUGCUGAUCCACCACCAGUGGGUCAUCACUGCCAAACACUGCAACGUCAGAGCCAAAGACGACGUGGUGGUUCUGGGAAUUCAUGACAUGCGGUUCUUAUCGUCCCAAACCGCCUCAGUGGAUGAGGUCUUCAAUCUGCCGGAUGACGGAAGCUUCCCACCAAAAUCCGACCUGUCUCUGCUCCGCCUCAGCAUCUCUGCCAGAUUUAAUUCAAAUGUGUCUCCAGUCUGUGUCCCUGACGAGGACGAGGAGCUCAAUGACAGCUGGAGUUGCUUCACCACCGGCUGGGGCACAACGAAAGCAACAGGUCACAUUGAUCCUGAUCGUCUCCACCAUGUUGGAUUGACUCUGGUGAACGGGACGUCCUGCAGGGGGCGUUGGGGGGAAGGACUCGUCGCUGACUCUCACAUCUGUGCUGAUCCUGCCGGCUCCGCCUCCUGCAUGGGCGACUCCGGAGCUCCCUUGUACUGUCGGAAGCGCAGUUCCUACUUCCUGUUUGGUGUGGUCACAUGGGGCAGUCGGCGCUGUGACGUAGACAAACCGUCUGUCUUCACCGCAGUGUCAGAUUUUCAUUCUUGGAUCACGAAGGUGACGGACAACUCCUGAAAAUACUGUUUGGCUGGAAACUGUUUGUUGUCCAAUCACGUUCUUCUUUUAACAAACAUUCAGUUUAUCAAGAACAAUCUUCUGACCAAUCAGCUGCUGUGUUGCAGUCAACGUUCUUUGAAUUAAAAGUCACGUCACCCGUU
Paralichthys olivaceus (Japanese flounder) is the source of this 1514-nucleotide messenger RNA. The record is from RefSeq and is a predicted model, not a curated record. NCBI's taxonomy places the organism in Eukaryota, Metazoa, Chordata, Actinopteri, Pleuronectiformes, Paralichthyidae.